CUGGUCCCUUGUAGGUCCUCAUCGGUGACGUAAUUCCUCAGCGACAGAAAUACAUUCAAAACACUGAUCUGUUAAGUUUGAUAUUUCUACAGUAUUUUACCCCAGGAAUUUAACACAAUGGCGUUGGAAACUGUCCCCAAAGACCUACGCCAUCUGCGAGCGUGUCUUCUUUGUUCGCUGGUGAAGACCAUUGACCAGUUUGAAUAUGACGGCUGUGACAACUGUGAGUCUUACCUCCAGAUGAAGGGGAACAGAGAGAUGGUUUAUGAAUGCACAAGUUCAUCAUUUGAUGGUGUGAUAGCCAUGAUGAGUCCUGAAGACAGCUGGGUAGCUAAAUGGCAGAGGAUAGGCAACUUCAAGCCCGGUGUAUAUGCUGUGUCAGUGACAGGCAGACUACCUCCAGGUGUCGUGAGAGAGCUGAAAAGCAGAGGAGUGAUAUACAAAUCCAGAGAUACAGCAGUGAAGACUUAAAACCAACUGUUUCCAGUUUACAUCAUCUGAUUAUACAGUGUACAAUACUGCAGCACCAACUCCAGGAAGAAGUUACAAUAGUGGGACUCUUCAAUUCUUGUUUUUUGUUGUGAUUAUAUAUAUUUGCAUGGGUGAUCCAGGGGAGAAAAAGCAGAUAUUUCUUAUUUCUUUGAAUAAUCGAAAAAAAAAAAUAAAGGUCUGUUUUAUAAGAAGAAUGAGUAA
Molecule: messenger RNA, 693 nt
Organism: Lates calcarifer (barramundi perch)
Lineage: Eukaryota; Metazoa; Chordata; Actinopteri; Centropomidae
Gene: supt4h1
Product: SPT4 homolog, DSIF elongation factor subunit
Exons: 5
Coding region: 118-471 (117 amino acids)
Biological process (GO): mRNA processing; regulation of transcription elongation by RNA polymerase II; positive regulation of DNA-templated transcription, elongation
Cellular component (GO): nucleus; DSIF complex
Molecular function (GO): zinc ion binding; RNA polymerase II complex binding
Source: RefSeq, a predicted model, not a curated record